Colius striatus (speckled mousebird) is the source of this 5482-nucleotide messenger RNA. It is a transcript of the gene KIF20B, whose product is annotated as kinesin family member 20B. Gene Ontology annotation, cellular component: spindle microtubule; nucleus. The transcript is spliced from 33 exons. Gene Ontology annotation, molecular function: plus-end-directed microtubule motor activity; microtubule binding; ATP binding. Bases 157 to 5316 code for a protein of 1719 amino acids. Lineage: Eukaryota; Metazoa; Chordata; Aves; Coliiformes; Coliidae. The record is from RefSeq and is a predicted model, not a curated record. Gene Ontology annotation, biological process: mitotic spindle assembly; microtubule-based movement.
CCGGGUUGUUGCUCCGGCGGCUGAGUGCAGCACAGCGCCGGGCCACCUUCACCGGGCGGAGCUCGUCGUGCUGGCUGCUCUCGGGCCUGAUAAAGAGUUUUGCGGUGUGACAUUGUGUAUCUGAUGAGUAAGUCUUCCAGACUCUGACAACACAGGAUGGAACCAAAUUUGGAUAAUAAAUUUUUCAGACCAUCCUAUAUUGCUAGUAAUGAGACACUUGAAAGAACAGGACGAGUAAGUGUGGAAGAUAUUAAAGCAGAUCUCUCUGAUGAGUUUUCUUUGGUUUCUUCAAGCUCAGACACAAACCAGAGGAGCAGUUCGGAGUCUAAGGGACACAUACAAGUCUGCCUACGUGUUAGGCCACUUACAUCGUUGGAAAAAGAAAAUGAAGUCCAGGACUGUGUUUCAAUUCAAGACUCAACAAGCAUCAUGCUGAAGCCUCCCAAAAUCUGUUUGAGUCGACUAAGUGAAAAAACUGCUGGACAGAUGAUACAGAAGUUUACUUUUUCACGAGUGUUUGGACCUGAAGUAACUCAAGAGGAAUUCUUUGAAGGUACCAUGAAGCAACAAGUGCAAGACUUCCUAGAUGGAUAUAAUCGUCUUAUUUUUACAUAUGGAGUUACAAAUGCUGGGAAAACCUACACAUUCCAAGGGACAGAAGAUGAUGUUGGUAUUCUGCCAAGGACUAUGGAUAUGUUGUUUAAAAGCAUUCAAGGAAAGCUGUACACAGCAAUGGAUAUCAAACCUCUUCGGUGCAGAGAUUAUAUAAAGCUUACUAGAGACCAAGUGAGAGAAGAAGCUACUAUCAAAAAUUCAAUACUUCGCCUAACAAAAGAGGGAGGCCAUCAAAAUAGCACUAACAACAAGGCACCAGCUGAUUCUAAGGAUAUGGAAGGACUCUUACCAGACUCAGAACAACCUACCACAUCUGUGAGAAAUACAGUCAAGUUUUCUGUUUGGAUUUCAUUUUUUGAGAUUUACAAUGAAUGUUUUUAUGAUCUACUGAUACCUGUAUCAAAUGACAAGAAAAGAAAACCACUACGCCUUGCUCAAGACAUCAAGGGAUAUUGUUAUGUGAAAGAUCUGCAGUGGGUUCAAAUUUCUGAUUCUAAAGAAGCUUCUAAACUUCUGAGACUGGGAUUGAAACACCAGAGUAUUGCAAGCACAAAACUAAAUACUUUCUCCAGCAGAAGUCACAGCAUAUUUACAGUUAAGAUAUUGAAGAUUGAAGAUUCAGGAGUCUUACAAGUAACCCGAGUCAAUGAAUUGUCAAUGUGUGAUCUUGCUGGUUCAGAAAGAUAUACCAAGACCUGCAAUGAAGGUGACCGAUUGAAAGAAAGUGGAAAUAUAAACACCUCUCUCCUGAUUCUAAAAAAGUGUAUCAAUGCACUCAAGAACUGUCAACACUCAAAGUUGCAGCAGCACAUACCCUUUCGGGAAAGUAAGUUAACUCAUUUCCUUCAAGGAUUCUUCAGUGGAAAAGGGAAGGUACACAUGAUUGUAAACAUAAGCCAGUGUGCUUCAACAUAUGAUGAAACACUCAAUGUGCUAAAGUUCUCGGCCAUUGCACAAAAAGUUUUUGUUACGGAUACAUCUGUUCUUCCCCAAGUUCACUCAUUUGGCCAGGGAUCGUCACUACUUAAUGACACUAAAAUGCAGGUCCCAAGGAAAAGAGCUACUGUCCUGUGGGACAGAAGCUUAGAAGAUGUGACUGAAGAUGAUGGUGAGAUGGAGAUACAGGACAAUACAUCAGGAGAGGAAGCAGUGCAAAAACAUGAAGAAAAUAAAGUUCUUCUUAGAGAAGAAGACUACAUGGCACUGCUGAAUCUCAUAGAACAGUUGAAGGACAAACUUAUUGCUGAAAAGAAGAGUAAGUUACUGCUGGAACUAAAAAUUCGAGAAGAAGUGACACAAGAAUUUGCUCAAUAUCUUGCUGAGCAGGAAGCAGAUUUCAAAGAGUGCAUUUCUCAGGAACGAGAACGGCUUGAAGAAAAUUCUGAAAGACGCCUGGAAAUCUUCAAGGAACUGGUAAAUGGUAACUCUAAAAAUGCAGAUGAAAAUAAUUUGAAGGAUCAGACUUGCAGUGAAGAAGCUGGACCUCAGGAUGAAGAACAUAGAAUAAGGGCAAACACCAACACUUAUUUUGAGGGCUUUGUGGAGUCUCUGCAGAAUGAUGUCACUGAUAUCAAAAAGCAGACAGAAGCAGCAUAUGAGUACAUUGUGUCCCUAGAGCACCCCCAGGAAGCUGCAGAUUGUCUUGAAAAACAACUGGUGAAAAUGAUCACUGAGUUAACAAAGACCAAAGAAGAGCUGACAAAGAAAACUGAAAAACUAAUCAAAACUGAAGAAGAACUGACACAGAAAACCAAAGAUUUUGAAAUGCAGAUGAUUAAACUGGAUGAGUCUGCAGAGCAACUUAAAGAAGCAACUAAGAAAAUGAAUACACAGAAUAAAAGGAUUCAGGAGCUAAUGGACAUUGUGGAGGAAAAAGAUGAUAUUGUUACAAGACUACAAGAUUUUAUAUCCCAUUUGGAAGAAGCCAUAAAAGACCAUGAGAACACUAUAACUGCCAUCAAAACACAACUAUCAGAAAAUAAUUCUAACAAAGCAAUUAAAAGCAGCCAGCUCAAUGAUUGUGAGGAAACCGUAUUGCAAGUGGGAAGAAAACGUCACUCUGAAAAUAAGCCUGCUGUGGAAGGAGAACCACCUGUAAAGAAAGUAGGUAUGAAGGAGAGUUGGGAAGGUGAGUCUCCAGAGCAAAAAAGAACUGAACAAAUGAAAGCAACUACUUCUGAGAACUUUGCAGAAAUACUAGCAUUGAAGGAAAGAGCUGAAACCUUGGAAGGUCAGCUAGCAGCACUUGAAGAAUGCAGAAGAGAAAAAAACAAAAAAGAAGAGUUCAAUGAGCAGGUGACAAACCUGCAUCUCAAGCUUUCUGCUUCUGAAGCAUUGGCUUCUGGCUUAAGUGAAGAACUUCAGAAGUGUCGAGCUUCCUAUCAGGAAAUUGUUUCUGAAUUAGACAAACAGAAAACUAUAAACAAGAAACAAGAAGAAAAGAUUAUUCAGCUAAAUAAAGAAGCAGAUGAUGCCAAACAAAAUAUAAUUGAUAAAGUGUCACAAAUUAAAAUGAUGCAGUCCAAAGUAGAUCAGUUGUAUAAAUCUCAUUUAAAUUCUUCUGUUAUGAAUGUUGAUCCAGUUAAUCGAAAGGUUUCCUUAGACUCUCAAAAAGAUGAACCAGAGAGAGCUCAAGUAAAUCCUUUAUGCCUACAGUCUCAAACUGCACCUACAGUAGAUCUGCAACAGGAAAGCUCCUUUCACUGCAGUGUUGAAAGCAUCUGGGAAGAAUGCAAGAAUAUUAUUAAGAUUUCUUCACAAAAAAGUCAUCAGAUUCAAGAACUACUUCAACAAGUUGAAGACUUAAAGAAGGGACUUCAUGACACUGAGAAUUAUAAUAAUCAACUAAAAACAAAAUUAAAUGAGAUUGCAGAUCAAGAUCAUCAGUCCAUAAAGGAAAAAGAUCUUAUGAAUGAGUUACAAGAGCAAAUCCAGAAAACUCAGGAUUUUGAACAACAGGCUGCGGAAAAUCACAGAGUAAUUGCACAGUUGGAGGAGCAAGUUACCAAUUACAAGGGGAAAAUAACAAAGCUUGAAUGCCUAUUGGAGACUUUUAGAGUUAAAGAUGACUGCAUAACAAGGCUAGAAGAAGUAAUUAAAGAAAAAGAAUCUCUUAUUUUAAGUCUAGAAAGUAAUACAGUAGUUCUGCAAGAGAAAUGUGCUAAUUCAGAUAAAAAUCUUAAACAAUUAAGUGAUCAAGAAGCAAAUCUGAAGGAGGAAGUUGUGCAGUUGAUGAACAGCUUGGAGAAAAUGAAACACUCCCUUCAGGAAAAGGAGAAAAAUGAGGACAAGCAAAUACAAUCUAUAGAAUUGCUACAUAAAGAUCUUUUGGAGAGCUCUGCCCUUGUACAGAGUUUGAAAAAAGAUUUGCAGAGAAAAGAGGAAGAAUACACAAAUUUGAAAGACAAAUUUUCUGAUGCCAAAAAACAAAUUCAGCAAGUACAAAACCAGAUCUGUACAAUGAAAUCUGAGGAGAAAUCCCUGAGGAACAAAGUUCAUGAACUUCAAAAAGUGAAAAAUGAGUUUAGUGAAGCAUUAAAGAUCAAACAAUGCACAAUCCUGCACCUUGAAAAGGAGCAGUUCAAUAAGAAAAAGCUGGAAGAAAUCUCUAAACAGUGCGAGAAAAUACAAGAAGAGCUGCGUGCAAAGGAAAAAGUCAUUGAAGAUAUGAGGAUGACACUAGAAGAACAAGAACAGACUCAGAUUAAACAAGAUCAAGUCAUUGAAGCCAAAUCAGAAGAAAACAACAUAUUACUUUUGGAACUGGAAGCAUGGAAGCAGAAAUGUAGAGAGCUGAGUAGUGCAGAGAACCAGAGCAAUAGUGACGAGCAGCAAGAGAUAAGCAAAAAUGAGGAGAAAAACAUAUAUGAAAAAGAGGAAUUGAUAAAGCUGCAGGAAGAACUGAAGGAUAAGGAAACUGAUACAGAACUAAGAGAACAACUGGCUGAGGAAGAUGACGUUAUAAAGGAAAUUAAACAAUGCAUUGAUCAUGAAAGUGUUCAGUCUUUGACUGAAAUACUUUUACCUGAAGAAGAAGACAAAAUAGAUCAGUCUGUAAACAAAGAGGCCCAUUCAGAAGUUGUCCUUGACUCUUUUGAGGUGUCCACAGAAAGUGAAAAAACUAGUCGGUUCCCAAAACCAGAGAUGGAAAUCCAGUUCACACCUCUGCAACCCAAUAGGAUGGAGAUGAAGCACCAGGAUGACACCUUGCCAGUUACAGUUAAAAUCCUCAAGCCAAAAAGGAAAAGGAAGGGUGAAGUGUUGGAUGAGGAUUUUGUGAUAAUUGAAAACAAGAAAAAUGCAUCACCUGCUAUGACAAAUUCACCUUCUACAAUCAACAAGAAAAUGAUGUCUGUUGCACAGCCAUUUAGAAAAGAAUACUCCUUAAGAAACAAAGAAUCCACUUCAAGUAAGAAGUCAGCUAAAAAGAAAGAUGGAACACUACAAAAAAUUGGAGAUUUUUUCCAAACUUCUUCUAUGAUUCAGUCUAAAGCUAAGAAGCUCAUUGCAACAAUAAGCACUCCCAAGUCUGUAGAACCAGAAAGUGUCAAAGAAAAUGAGCUCAAGCCAAAAAAAGCUAAAAGAAAGUUGCUUUCAAAUGACAUUUCUUGCCCUCUAAAUAUUUCUGCUUCUUCGAUGUUUAUUUUGGUCUCCUUUCUCACCUGUCUUCCCAGCAUUGAUGUACUGCAUAGAUCAUUAUAGAACCAAAAGAGAAGGAAAGUGAUCAUCUAAUUAUCAAGCGACGACUACGAUCAAAACCAGCUAAAUCUUGAAAAAGCAUGUUCAUGUUUCCUAGUUAGGACCUAUUUCAUUGUAUUGUUUCAGUUGAUUGUAUAUAGAAAGUAAAUAGAUACUCAAAGAUGUUCUG